Calidris pugnax (ruff) is the source of this 1884-nucleotide messenger RNA. It is a transcript of the gene TCEANC, whose product is annotated as transcription elongation factor A (SII) N-terminal and central domain containing. The coding region runs from base 51 to 1121 and encodes 356 amino acids. Gene Ontology annotation, cellular component: nucleus. The record is from RefSeq and is a predicted model, not a curated record. Gene Ontology annotation, biological process: DNA-templated transcription. NCBI's taxonomy places the organism in Eukaryota, Metazoa, Chordata, Aves, Charadriiformes, Scolopacidae. The transcript has 3 exons.
GCCCGUCGGCCGGUCCCAGCGCGCAGCCGCUCUCCCGCCCGCUCGCCAAGAUGGCGGCGGCGGGGCUCAGCGCCGGGCAGGAAGCGGGAGGGAGGCGCCAUGUUGAGGCCCGCCGCGGAGGUUUAAAAAUGUCUGACCAGAAAAAUAUUGUACACAGAGCCCAUUGUAUUGAAAAGCUACUGUCUGAGAACAAUUUCCAAGAUAUUGAGGAUCAUCUUAAAGAACUUGAAGAUGUUGAUAUGACUAUGGAAUAUCUUCAGGGGACAGAAGUUGCCAAGGCUGUAUACAGAGUACUCAAGAGCUGCCCUUCAGCAGGGUUGAAAAAGAAAGCAAAGCAGUUAUUAUCAAGGUGGAAAGGACUUUACAAGAAUAACUGUGUUCAGUCAGUGCCAGUUAAAAAGUCAAUUUCUGUGGAUGAGAAAGAGGAAAUUGAACAUCUCAGUGUCUUUUCUAGAGAGCAGUCACUGCCUGAAAGACCAUGUCAUCAGGAGGCAUUAGAUGCUACUAGUUCUGAAAUUUUGAUCCCAUCGCAAACUGUUAAAAAUGUGGAACAUAAUGACACAGAAGGCAGCAUGAAUCAGCUUGCUUCUUUUGGGGAGCAACACACUGAUAAUGAAGAUUCUAAACCUCUCGUUAACAAAGCAAGUCCGCAGCAGGAUCUGAUGAGAGCUCUGAGGUGUAAAUGUACAGAUCUUCUUUAUAAAGCUUUGACUGGUUCUGCCAAAGAUGAAAAAGAAUCUGAUAAACUGCUAGAGCUAGCUAAAGAAAUUGAAGGACAUAUUUUUGCUCUUCAUGCUAAAAGUGACAAAAAGUAUAAAAAUUGCAUCAGAAGCAAAAUCUCUAACCUGAAGAACCCUAAAAGUUGCCACUUAAAAGACAACCUUUUAUCGGGGACGUUGAGUCCAAAGGCUUUUGCUGCGAUGACAGUGAUGGAAAUGGCUAAUGAUGAACUGAAACAGCUCAGGGCUCUGUACACGGAAUCUUCUGUUCUGGAACAUCAGCUUCCACAAGUUAUUAAUGGUUGGGUGCGAAACACAAAUCCAGAUGAACAAAUGUUGACUUACGUUAUUUGUAAUGAAUGUGGAGAACAGUGGUAUCACAGCAGAUGGAUUUGUUUGUAACGCUAUCCCUCUUUAAGAAGUGGGUUAGAAACGUGGAUACGAGAAGGUAUCUCUUUUGAAACUGAAUGAUUGAAAAUUUUGUGUUGAUAUUAUCUAGAUACUGUCACUAAAAAGUGAAAAAUCAGUUCUAAAAAAAUGCUAAAUUAUUUUUGAAGAUUGCUCCAAUAAAUGUAUAUGUUUUUAAGUAAUGUCAAUAUGUAAAGAAAUAAAAGAAAAAAGGUAAAAAUUAGUAACAUUGUGUGUGAGAGACACUGAGUACUUGGAAUUUUCAUUCUCUUCAGCAGGAGUUCUCCCACAGAACAUAAGUUUUGUUUACAGUAAACAAACUGUUUCCAAAACUGCAGUUCACAUACUUGCGUGUGUUGCAAAAUGUCCAGCAUGGGUUCAUUCCUUAGUUAAAUCACUUUUUUGCAAGUACGUCUUAGGUUAUUAAGUUAGUUUGAGAGGAAAAAGUUAGUCUAAGGAAAUAAGGAAUGAAAAAUAAGAGUGUAAAAGGGGGAGAAGGCAGCUAGCAAACGCACGCAAGGAUGAAAUUCUGCUUUAGCUUUUUAUAGCUACUGGGAGGAAAAUAUGACUUGUGACAAUGAGUUUUCAGUUCAGAUUUACAAUGUAAGAUGGUGUGUCCUGCCAUUGCUAAGAAAUUAAUGCAAGAUCAGACAAUGGUUUAUUUCAGAAAGUAAAUAGAUUAUUGAAUUUAUCUUUAUUUAAUAAAUAGAGGCAUGAAGUUAAUAGAAGUUGAUCAUUUCUGAAUGGAUAUCCUCUC